GCAGAUUUGUCCUCUGUUGAUUAGGCAAAGAAAAGAGUUCAUGUCCAUCCCAGCUUGUUUCACUUUGCUGCUUUGCCUCAGCCAGCCCCUUUCAGCUGCAGUAAUAUGAUAUCCCUUGGCAGAGGCUGCCAGAAUCUUUUGCACGUUGGGAAGAGGUUUAAUGUAAAGUCUACUUUUUUCCUUUUUUUCUUCUUCUUCUCCUUCUUCUUUUUGCGUUUUUAGAACUCUGGAGGUUCUGCACAGCUUUGGCAGGGACUGCUCACACAUGCAGCUGUGAGCAAAAGCCUUGCCAAUGCACUCUGUGAAGGGAAUGUCUUAAUCUCUGCCACAUCUCCCUCUCAAAAAAAAAAAAAGGCUCUCAGAACGGCAUGGAUCAGGCAGAAGAACUUUCUGCAGGCAGAAGGAAGAGCUUCCUCUCAGGUGACAAGGAAAAGAGCAGUGGCUGUAGGACCCUUGUGGGAUUUUUGUGCUUGGUCUCUCUGGUGGCUUUGCUGGCUGUUGUAGGAGAUCCAGCUGGAGCUGCUGUUCAGAGAAGUCAGGAAGAUGCCACCUGCCCUGGUCUGCAUGGAGUCAGUGCCUCUGCCCUGCACAGCCCAGCUGCAGCCCGCAGGAAGCGCUACACCAUCACCCCGGCGCGCCUCAAGUGGGACCGCUUCAACCUGACAUACAAAAUCCUCUCCUUCCCGAGGAACCUGCUGAGCGCGCGGGACACGCGCCGGGGGCUGGCUGCUGCCUUCCGCAUGUGGAGCGAAGUGUCCCCCUUCAGCUUCAGGGAGGUGCCACGGCACAUGCCCAGCGACCUGAAAAUAGGCUUCUACUCCAUCAAUCACACAGACUGCCUGGAGUCUCUCAUCCACCACUGCUUUGAUGGGACAACAGGGGAACUGGCCCAUGCCUUCUUCCCACCCAAUGGGGAAAUCCACUUUGAUGACCACGAGUACUGGAUCCUGGGGAACACCAGGUUCAGCUGGAAAAAAGGUGUCUGGCUUACAGACCUGGUCCAUGUAGCAGCUCAUGAAAUUGGGCAUGCCCUGGGCCUGAUGCACUCCCUGAACCCCAAUGCCCUCAUGCACAUCAAUGCCACUCUGACUGGCAAGAAGAUCAUCUCCCAGGACGAAGUCUGGGGAAUCCACAGGCUGUACGGCUGCAGGGACAGGUUGGUUAUGUGCCCAUCAUGGGCACGGAAGGGGUUCUGCGAGACGCGCAGGAAGCUGAUGAAGAGGCACUGCCCAGCCACCUGUGACUUCUGCUAUGAAUUCCCUUUCUCCACGGUGCCUCCUACUCUGCCCCCACCAAGGACAAAGACCAAGACAGUUUCUGAAGGCAGGAACGUCACCUUCCGCUGCGGACAGAAGAUCAUCCAUAAGAAAGGCAAAGUCUACUGGUACAAAGACCAGGAGCUGCUGGAAUACUCAUACCCAGGUUAUUUAGCCUUAAAUGAAGACCACAUGAGCAUCAUUGCCAAUGCAAUCAAUGAAGGAACUUACACCUGCAUAGUAAGGAAAAAAGAAAGAAUCCUGACUACCUAUUCCUGGAGAAUCAGGCUGAAGCACUGACAGGCCCUGGAGUGAGCAGUUGCAGGUCUGUUUCCAAUCCUCAAUGUUGCUUUACCAUUUUGUAUUUAAUCUCCAGUAGCACAACUGAACUUCUGCAGCAGCUGCUUCUUCCACACCUUGAGCAAAAAGAGACUGAGACUUGAUUACUGGAAUGUAAAACUUCACCAAAGUGGGUUUAAUGAGAAAGGUUUUAUCAAGUCUGUGCUGUACAGAGAAUUAAACCUUCUUUUGUCAAACAAAAGAGAAGAAAGAGGCCAGUGUCAGGGUUUGCAGAUAACCUGUGGCUUGCUGGAGCUUGCAACAUCUGGAGGAGCAGAUCCAGGCUUCAGCUGUACUGUGGUGGAGGUGCUGUGGGAGGAAAAGGAGCAGUUAUGCCCUGGAAGCGUUUUGCUGUCCCUUCUCUAGACCCUGCUGCACAGCACUAGAACUACUUUCCAGUGAGGGUGGGGCACACACUGGAACAGGUUGUCCAGGGAGGCUGUGGAUGUUCCCUCCCUGGAGGUGGCCAAGGCCAGGCUGGAUGAGGCCUUGAGCAACCUGAGCUGGUGGGAGAUGUCCCUGCCCAUGGCAGGGGCUUGGAACUGGAUGAUCCUUAAAGUCCCUUCCAACAAACCCCAUUCUAUGAACUUAAAGUCUUUUAGAAGACUUAAUACUACUCCGGCUUGUCAGACAGGAGGGAGGGUCAGAACCCCUUUUUGAUGCCUCCAUUCCUUAUUCUCACUUGUCCAGUUAAGAAUUUGGAGAUUUUUAACUUCCCCCACCCCCACUCUCCUGUGGUCUGUAUUGCUUUGUCACCUUACCCAGCAGACUGUUUACCUCCACCAGCAGCUCCUCAGAACUUGUCCUUCAGGUGUCUGAUGGAGGAGCCUCAUGACUCCUGCGGCAGAGAUGAGGUAACUUCCAUCACUGUCCUCCCCCAGGCCCCCACCUGGGGAGGUAAAUGUGCUACAGCCAACAGCCCAGCACUGGCAGUGGCAGGCAAAGCCUGGUGCCCUCAUGUCCACAGCAGUGGAGUGUUCCUGUGCAGGCAGGAGUCCCUGGUAGUCCUUGCAUUCAGCAGGAUCCUUGUCACGUUGCUGAGGUUUAUCAUUUUGUCCUUGUAACCUCUUGAAGCAAACAAGUUUCUUCUUGCUCAAAAGCACCAACUGCAAAGCCUCUCCCACGCUGCAGUACAGGGCAGAAGUCUAGGAAGCCCUUGGUGUUAGAGCAGAAAGGCUCUAGCAGUGCAGUUCUCCUCUGCUCUAGGACAGUUUUAACCAUCACAGAAAAACAUCUUUGCAUGGUCAGUUAAGCACAGGAAAAGACAAGUACUGAAUGCAAACCCAGACAGCAGAGGCAAGAGAAGCUAAGCUGCAAUAGCCAAACAGUGCUGCACUGCUCAUGGGGAGCUGACCCUUCCUUUCUGUAGCAACAAUGAAGCACACAGCUCUCAAGCCACAUGGAAUUUCCACUGCAAUCCAGCAUUUAGAUUUCCUUUGUUUUACUAAAACUAACCCAAACAAUCUUUUUGUCAGAGCAUGGCCCUGGAAGGAAAUCAUCUCACAAAGUGCACCAUGCACAGCUUGGAAUGAAAACCAGAGUCAAGCUCUGACCCCCCUCAGAGCUUAGCACAGGCCCCUUCUACAAGGCAGGGGGGGUGCUGCAAACCUCUGCUCUUCAGUAGUUAUUGAUCUCCACCUAGGAAGACUCUUGCUAAAAGAGAGGUCAGUUAGCAGCCUGGUAACAGAACUGUGGCUCCUUCAGCAUCAAGCAAUCAAUCAGGCCAGAAGAGCACACAGAGUUCUGCAUUCCUCCAGAGGGAAAAGAAAACAACCACCACAAACCACUGCUUUCAACAUUUACCACAUCCAAAUUCCAGGUCCAAGAUCUUUACCCAGAAAAGCUUCUCUAAUGUACUGAAAUUGAUGGAAUGUUUAGCAUCUCACUUAAUCCUUUGCCUGGGCUGGUGCCCAGUUCUGAGAAGCAUGAGCACCCCCAAGUAUUUCCCAAAUCUUUCUCUUCCCAGAAAAGAAAGAUCAGAGCCUCAAAAGGAUGUGGUAUCUCAACAUCAUUCCUCUGCUUUUUUUACUCUAAGGAGAAAGGACUGGAAUUCAGCAUGAUACAAUCAGCAAAGCUAAGCUGUUUUCUUGUUUUCAAUGGAAAAAGGGCAUCUUGAAAAGAAUUUUCUAUAGAAAAUAAAGUUUCAGGUCUCCACAGCAAA
Messenger RNA from Pogoniulus pusillus (Red-fronted tinkerbird), 3756 nucleotides. It is a transcript of the gene MMP23B, whose product is annotated as matrix metallopeptidase 23B. The record is from RefSeq and is a predicted model, not a curated record. Gene Ontology annotation, cellular component: extracellular matrix. Gene Ontology annotation, molecular function: metalloendopeptidase activity; zinc ion binding. NCBI's taxonomy places the organism in Eukaryota, Metazoa, Chordata, Aves, Piciformes, Lybiidae. The coding region runs from base 369 to 1556 and encodes 395 amino acids. The transcript is spliced from 8 exons. Gene Ontology annotation, biological process: extracellular matrix organization; collagen catabolic process; proteolysis.